Molecule: messenger RNA, 1461 nt
Organism: Lucilia sericata (common green bottle fly)
Lineage: Eukaryota; Metazoa; Arthropoda; Insecta; Diptera; Calliphoridae
Exons: 2
Coding region: 194-1186 (330 amino acids)
Source: RefSeq, a predicted model, not a curated record
AACAAAUUAAAACUAAUUUUACAAUGCUUUUGUAAUACACAGAUAAUUCUAAAAUUUUAAAUUGAUACUAGAUCAUAAUAUUAAUAUUAAAUAAAUAAGUACAAUAAGUUAAAGGAGAAAAAAAAAACAAUUUCAAUUCAAUUAAUUUAGUGCUCAGUGGAUUUGUCAAGGGCCAAAUGGCUCUCAGUUUGUUAUGAUGGAGACAUUCCUUGUCCUGGGUUUAUGUUUUAUACUCUACGAAGCAUUGGAUUUCUUUCAAGGAUGCAUACAUAGUGCAACUCCCUCUGCCAGUGAUCAAAUAGAUGCAUACCGUCGUCAGUUGGACGAACAACGUCAAAAGCAGCAAGAAGAACAAUUCUUGGCAAAUUUAACUCCACUUCUGAGUGCUCAACUAGCUGCUGCUGGAUUUAAUCUAUCAACUGCCACAACACCAACCGCUUCAACGGCAAGUGUUAUAAGUGAUUUGAAAGCUCAAGUUCAAACUGAUUCUGAAAACUAUUCCGUAAGUACACCCGCGUUGAAUUCUGGAGGAAGUGGAGGCGUUGGUGGUGAAAGUGGAUUUAGGCCUGCUAAUCGUAGUGUUUUCGAAGCUCAACAAAUACAUAAUACCUCGUCAUUGCCUAGAGACUAUUACUACUUGCAGCAACAACAGUUGAAAAACAAGAAUUCGUCUAAAUCAUUACUGUCAAAAUUUUCAACAUCUGGUUCUGAUAAUCGCAUUUUUCCAGAAGCUCCCAGUAUUUUAGGGAACCCUGCGGGCGUUAUUACAACACAACCUGUGUUACAACACCAGCGGAACUCAUUCGACUCGCCAACAUCCAUCAUCCCUGAGCACGCAGCAAAUUCUAUAAUUACUCACGAUUUGAAGAGAGCCCUUUUAAAAAACCACAACAAUAACAACGACGAUCCCAACAUUCUCUCUCGUCACAACUCACAGACAACCUUGUCAUCGCACGAAGCAUCCUCCUCCGGAGAAGAGGACGACUCUGAAGCAUCUUCGACACAAGGUGAAGCUUCCCUCGAUUCUUGUCCGUACAACUCUGACCACGAUAUCAACGAGGAUCGUACGUUCACAGUGGGUUCGUGUUCAUCAUCGCAUGCCGAUUUUCGAGAAAUUGAAUGUGAACGACUGCGCCGCCAAUGUGUGAGCGUUAAACGCAUUUAUAGCAUAUCGGAGAAAUUUUAGAAAUAUUAAAAUAUCUAAAAUUCAAAAAUAAAACCAAAAACAAUCAUUAAAACAUGUUUGCAAAAACAUUAUUGGUUAAAGAUUUGCUGAAAAAUUAUUAUUAACAAAAAAGGUAUUAUCAAGUGAAAACUAAAAUUUCUAAAAAAAAACACAGAAAAACUUAAGAAAAAGCACACACCUCUUUCGAAUCAAUCUUCAUAACUACAAUUGCACUUUUAUUUCAAUUUAAGAGAAAUCACGCAUAUUCAAGCAUUUCACGCAUAAUUUUUCGUAAG